AUGACCGAUUCAAACGAGACCGAAAACACGUUCCGGAUUCUCGUUUCCACGGAUAACCACCUGGGGUUCGCAGAAAGAGAUAGUAUUCGUGGUCCAGAUUCUUUACGCACAUUUGAAGAAAUCCUACAUUUAGCUCAGAAAAACGAUGUGGAUUUCAUCUUUUUUGCUGGCGACAUUUUUCACGAAAGUCGACCUUCAAUGUACACUCUUCACGAGGCGGUCCGUUUGUUUCGAGCCUAUUGUAUGGGCCCAAAACCGGUUCGUUUUGAACUACUCUCUGAUCCAGACACUGUGUUUGCAAACACCGCGUUUCACGAGGCAAACUAUCUAAGCCCGAAUUUGAAUGUGGCUAUUCCAGCAUUCACCAUACACGGAAACCACGACGACCCGAGUGGGCCCGGCGGACUGUGUGCUGCCGAUUUACUUCAUUCCGCGGGAUUGGUCAAUCUCAUCGGUAAAACCGCCUCAGUGGAAAACAUCGAAAUUUGUCCUUUGCUGUUACGCAAAGGUUCCACCCACUUGGCCAUAUAUGGUCUGGGUGCCAUGCGUGAGGAACGAGUACACCGACUGUUUGCUAACAAUAUGGUCACAUUCCUUCGUCCCACGGAACAAGCGGAUCAGUGGUUCUCCUUGUGUGCUGUGCAUCAGAACCGUGUACGACACGGACCGACUAGCUAUUUGCCAGAACAUUUUCUACCCGAUUUUUUGGACCUGGUCAUCUGGGGUCAUGAGCAUGAAUGCCGUAUCGAAGCUGAAUGGAAUACUACACAAAAAUUCUAUGUGAUUCAACCCGGAAGUUCUGUAGCCACAUCACUUUCGGAAGGUGAAGCUUGCGAUAAAGCGGUUGCUUUGUUAGAAAUUAGGGAGAAAGAAUUCAAGGUCACUCGACUCCCUUUGAAAACAGUUCGUCCUUUGAUAUUUGAAGAUAUCGCAUUAGAGGAUGAAAUACCCAAGGCUAGUGCGAAUGCCUUAGAUUUGGCGAAGCAGGUCGAAGCUACAUGUGUACGACUGGUCGAAUCGUGUAUUCGACGAGCGACUGAAAAAUCCUCUGAGAAGUCAGAUCAUGACUCGAGUAUCGCUUCUGAGACGCACGGGGACGGUAAUAAAGCGGAAUCAGAAAUCCGUUUUGUCACACCUGCAGAACCUCUGGUUCGUAUCCGUUUAGAUCUAACCGGUGGCUUUGAGGCGUUCAGUAUGCUUCGAUUUGGACAGCGCUUCAUCGGGCGUGUGGCCAAUCCGAAAGAACUGAUUGCAUUCAAUCGGAAUAGAGAACAGCGUGCAGCUGCGCAGGCCAAACGUGCUCUCAAAUCCGGUCUGGAAGAUAAACCUGAUCCGGAACCGUCGUUGAUUAUAACGGACAAUAAGAAAGUUGGGCUGGAUGUGGGUGAAAUGGAGAAUCUAGUUCGACACUAUUUAGGUGGCUCUACCAAGACUGGAUCCGAGCUGAAUGGACAGGGUAACGGCGCUGUUAGCGGAUUGGAUGUGUUCACUGCACCCGAAUUGGGCCGGGGCUUGCGUCGUUUUGUCGAUCACGAUGCACGAGAAGCGAUUAAAGAGACUGUGGAAUCAGUCCUAGGUCGUACCGUGAAGCACUUACGAGUUCGUCAAACCCCAGAGGAUCGAAUUGUGCCAGAUAUUCACUCGUUCAGUCACUCCCGUCAGACGGAGGGAGAUUCGGAAGAGGAGGAAGAUCUUGAAUCGGAGCCAGAUCAGGCAGAUGCGAAAAGCCACAAACCGGGGGCUAUACUUGCCUCCAGAGCAAAUGCUCUAGACAAUGAAUCCAACUCUGAUCCCGAUCACAUAGAUGGAGACGAAGAAGACGCGCUAGCGAUGACCAUUGAAUCUGAUGAAUCACCCCCUCCGGCCAAAUCUACGACCAGUAGACGUGGAAGGGGCAGCACCCGAUCCAGAGCUCCACGAGCAACUGGACGUACCCGAGCGGGUCGUAACACUAGACUGUAA
Echinostoma caproni is the source of this 1962-nucleotide messenger RNA. The record is from the annotation of a GenBank genome assembly. NCBI's taxonomy places the organism in Eukaryota, Metazoa, Platyhelminthes, Trematoda, Plagiorchiida, Echinostomatidae.